Python bivittatus (Burmese python) is the source of this 1821-nucleotide messenger RNA. RefSeq names its product protein disulfide isomerase family A member 6 (gene PDIA6). Gene Ontology annotation, cellular component: endoplasmic reticulum lumen. NCBI's taxonomy places the organism in Eukaryota, Metazoa, Chordata, Lepidosauria, Squamata, Pythonidae. Gene Ontology annotation, molecular function: protein-disulfide reductase activity; protein disulfide isomerase activity. Gene Ontology annotation, biological process: response to endoplasmic reticulum stress. The record is from RefSeq and is a predicted model, not a curated record.
UGGUCCUCUCCCGGGGGAGGAGAGGUAGAAUCCCGGCGACGCGAGCGGAGUCGGAGGUCUUCGGAGCGCAACAUGGGCGCGUUGGGCGGAAAGCGAUUUUUGCUUGGGACUAUAAGCUGCACCCUCUUCUUGGCUGUUAACAGCUUGUAUUCUUCCAGUGAUGAUGUUAUAGAUCUGACACCAACAAAUUUCAACAGGGAGGUCAUUCAGAGUGAUAGUUUAUGGCUAGUAGAGUUCUAUGCACCAUGGUGUGGCCACUGCCAAAGACUGACAUCUGAAUGGAAGAAAGCUGCAACUGCCUUAAAAGGAGUUGUGAAAGUUGGGGCAGUUGAUGCAGAUAAACAUCAAUCUCUUGGUGGUCAAUAUGGUGUUAAAGGGUUUCCCACUAUCAAGAUAUUUGGUGCUAACAAGAACAAAGCAGAAGACUAUCAAGGAGCCAGGACUAGUGAUGCUAUCGUUGAUGCUGCUCUAAGUGCUGUCCGGUCACUUGUAAAAGAUCGUCUUAGUGGCAGAGGUGGUGGAUACAGCUCUGGAAAACAGAGCAGUCAUGAAAGUGGAGGCUCCAGCAAAAAGGAUGUGAUUGAACUGACAGAUGAUACCUUCGAUAAGAAUGUGCUGGACAGUGACAGUGUCUGGCUGGUAGAAUUUUAUGCUCCUUGGUGUGGACAUUGCAAAAAUUUAGAGCCGGAAUGGGCAUCAGCUGCAACUGAAGUGAAGGAGCAAACAAAUGGAAAGGUUAAACUAGCUGCUGUAGAUGCUACUGUGCACCAGAUAUUAGCCAGCCGAUAUGGGAUCCGCGGGUUUCCGACAAUAAAAAUUUUCCAGAAGGGAGAAGAACCUGUUGACUAUGAUGGUGGAAGGACAAAAUCAGAUAUUGUUGCUCGGGCUCUGGAUUUGUUUUCAGAGAAUGCACCACCCCCUGAGCUCUUAGAGAUUAUUAACGAAGAUGUCUUAAAGCAAACAUGUGACACUCACCAACUUUGUAUUAUUUCUGUUUUGCCCCAUAUACUUGACACAGGAGCCGCAGGUAGAAAUGCCUAUCUGGAAGUCAUGUUGAAAAUGGCAGACAAAUACAAAAAGAAGAUGUGGGGGUGGGUGUGGACAGAAGCUGGAGCACAGUCUGAUCUUGAAAAUUCCUUGGGUAUUGGUGGCUUUGGCUAUCCAGCUAUGGCAGCCGUUAAUGCUCGAAAGAUGAAAUUUGCCCUCCUGAAAGGCUCUUUCAGUGAACAAGGGAUUAAUGAAUUCCUAAGGGAACUUUCUGUUGGACGAGGGUCCACAGCACCGGUUGACGGAGGGGCUUUUGCCAAGAUUAACCCAGUGGAGCCCUGGGAUGGCAAAGAUGGUGAGCUCCCAGCUGAAGAGGAUAUUGAUCUCAGUGAUGUAGAUCUUGAUGACUGGGAUACUCAGAAGGAUGAAUUGUGAGAGCCUGAAGAUAACUUUAUUUCUUGAGAGACAUUGUGAAGUGGUUGGAUAGAAGAAUGUUUUGCAUCACACAGAUCUACCAGUGGCCUUUUUGCUGAGAGAAAAGCUGUUGGAAAUACGGUCAUUAGUGAACUGAGCACCUCUUAAGAAAAAAAUCUCACAAAUUCUAUGAAUUUUUUUUAUUGAGUAAAAUUGUAUCCGGUGCAACAGAUAUUUUGAGAACAACACUGAUCUUUCAUUGAAAUGCUCCUGCUUUGUUUUUUUGUCUAGCUGGUAUGUGAUGGUCAACUGUAACUUGAGACUUUUGUUGUACUUAGUUUUAAAAUGUGAUCUUUUUUCUCCAUCCCCAAGGUAUAGCUUUCAUUUCAAUGAAAGAAUAAAACAAUAUUUUUGACUCUC